AUGGCUCCUGCUACUGGUCCUCACACUGGUAAACAUGCAAAGCCACCACGUUCAAAAACGUUGAAACGCAAGCGCGGGCAGGAAGACCUGUCAUCUCUCAUCCAGCGGGUUGAAGAUCUGGACCUCAAAGAGACCUUCAAAUCCUUCUCCGAUCUCCCUCUAUCCGAACCGACUGCUUCAGGACUUGCUUCGUCGCACUACAAAACAUUGACUGAUAUCCAAUCCCGUGCGAUAAGCCACGCGCUCAAGGGUCGAGACGUUCUGGGCGCCGCGAAGACCGGUAGUGGCAAGACGCUGGCUUUCCUCGUCCCCGUGCUCGAAAAUCUCUACCGCAAGCAAUGGGCUGAGCAUGACGGAUUGGGCGCUUUGAUUUUAUCUCCAACUCGCGAGCUUGCCAUUCAGAUUUUCGAAGUUCUCCGAAAAAUCGGUCGCUACCAUACAUUUUCGGCCGGUCUGGUCAUUGGUGGGAAGAGUUUGAAGGAGGAGCAGGAGAGACUGGGACGGAUGAAUAUUCUGGUGUGUACGCCCGGUCGUAUGCUACAACAUCUGGAUCAGACAGCACUCUUCGACACAUAUAACCUUCAGAUGCUGGUCCUCGAUGAAGCAGAUCGUAUCCUAGAUCUGGGCUUCCAGCAGACUGUGGAUGCCAUUAUCGGCCACCUUCCUAAAGAGCGCCAGACGUUGCUAUUCAGUGCAACUCAAACGAAGAAGGUUUCGGACCUUGCCCGGUUGAGUCUCCAGGAUCCCGAGUACGUGGCUGUCCACGAGACGGCGUCUUCAGCAACGCCAUCUAAACUUCAGCAACAUUACGUGAUUACGCCGCUUCCGCAGAAGCUUGAUACUCUGUGGAGUUUCAUCCGGAGCAAUCUCAAGUCCAAGACCAUGGUGUUUUUGUCUUCGGGGAAACAAGUACGAUUUGUGUACGAAUCCUUCCGACAUAUGCAGCCUGGUAUCCCGUUGAUGCAUCUCCACGGCCGUCAGAAGCAGGGUGGACGAUUGGACAUCGUAACCAGAUUCUCUCAAUCACAGCAUUGCGUUCUCUUCUCUACGGAUGUUGCUGCUCGUGGUUUGGACUUCCCAGCGGUCGACUGGGUCAUCCAGCUUGACUGUCCCGAAGAUGCGGACACUUAUAUCCACCGAGUGGGACGUACAGCGCGGUACGAGCGGGACGGUCGUGCGGUUUUGUUCUUGGAUCCUAGUGAGGAGGAAGGCAUGCUGAAGCGUCUGGAGCAGAAGAAAGUGCCCAUCGAGAAGAUUAACAUCAAGGCAAACAAACAACAGAGUAUCAAGGAUCAGCUACAGAACAUGUGCUUCAAGGAUCCCGAGCUCAAGUAUCUCGGGCAGAAGGCAUUCAUUUCUUAUGUCAAAUCUGUCUAUAUCCAGAAAGACAAGGAGGUUUUUAAACUCAAGGAACUGAAGCUGGAUGAGUUCGCGGCUAGCUUAGGUCUCCCUGGUGCACCCCGGAUCAAAUUCAUCAAGGGAGACGAUACGAAGCAACGGAAAAACGCACCUCGAGCCGCAGCACACCUGUUGAGUGAUGACGACGACUCGGACGAGGAGGAUAGUGAGAAGAAGAGCAAGAAGAAGGAGGAACCACAGGUACGGACCAAAUAUGACCGGAUGUUUGAGCGGCGAAACCAAGACGUGCUGGCGGAGCAUUACUCGAAACUCAUCAAUGACGACGGCACAUUGGUUGCACCCAAUGCCAGUGCCGGGGCGGAUGCGGACGAAGAUGAUGACUUCCUGUCCGUUAAGCGCCGUUUCGACGCUGGUGAUAAGAACCUCGGAUUGUCAAGCGAUGAGGACGAUGAGGGUGAGAAAAGUGACAAGAAGGACGUCAAGGUGGUGCAAAUUGACGGCAGUACACCCCUGGUCAUUGAUUCUAAGCGUCGCGAGAAGCUCCUCAAGUCGAAGAAGAAGUUACUCAAAUUCAAGGGCAAGGGAACCAAACUGGUCUACGACGACGAAGGGAACGCGCACGAGUUGUAUGAGCUGGAAGACGAAGAGCAAUUCAAGGCUCGCGGCGACGCCAAGGAUCAACAGGCCAAGUUCUUGGCAGAGGAGGCGGAGCGCACACGUAUGGCAGACAUGGAGGACAAGGAGAUCGCCAAACAGAAGCGGCGCGAGAAGAAGGAGAAACGCAAGGCCCGCGAGCGCGAGCUCCUUGCCGAAGCGGAGGAAGACGAGAGAUUGGUACAACUACCUCCCUACGAAGGGGACCAGGACGUCGAUGGAGGAUUCUCCGCCUCCGAGGACGAAGCACCACGUCCCAGCAAGAAGGCAAAGGUCAAGUUCACCGAGGCGAACGACAGAGAGGAGGAAGCAGAGCCUUGGUACAAGAAGAGCAAGAAGUCCAGCGACAAAGCAGCCGACGCUUCUGCUCAGAUCCAAACCCUGGAGGAUCUGGAAUCACUCGCCACUGGCUUGCUCGGUUAG
Molecule: messenger RNA, 2436 nt
Organism: Aspergillus udagawae
Lineage: Eukaryota; Fungi; Ascomycota; Eurotiomycetes; Eurotiales; Aspergillaceae
Gene: dbp4
Product: RNA-dependent ATPase HCA4
Exons: 1
Coding region: 1-2436 (811 amino acids)
Biological process (GO): rRNA processing
Cellular component (GO): nucleus
Molecular function (GO): nucleic acid binding; RNA helicase activity; ATP binding
Source: RefSeq, a predicted model, not a curated record